Molecule: messenger RNA, 1824 nt
Organism: Melitaea cinxia (Glanville fritillary)
Lineage: Eukaryota; Metazoa; Arthropoda; Insecta; Lepidoptera; Nymphalidae
Gene: Ugt2
Product: UDP-glycosyltransferase UGT5-like
Exons: 4
Coding region: 1-1572 (523 amino acids)
Molecular function (GO): UDP-glycosyltransferase activity
Source: RefSeq, a predicted model, not a curated record
AUGGCUUUGCCUAAAAUAACCGUAGUUUUACUUUUAUUCUACUUUUGGCAAACAGCGGAAUGUGCUUCAAUUCUAGCGCUGUUUUCUUCUUUAUCUUUUUCUGAUCACCUUGUCUUCAGGGGAUACAUCUCACUACUAGCUCAACGAGGUCAUUCUGUAGUAGUGAUGACACCUUAUCCUGGGCACUUUACAUAUCCAGAUUUGGAAAGGAUUAUUGAGCUCAAUGUUGGUCAAGAAUCUGCGCCCUAUUGGGAAGAGUAUAAGAAUUUAAUGACAGAUACAGACGACUAUUACCCGAGAAUGAGAGCAAUUAAUGAUCUUUCCAUUAAACUGGCUGUUUCUCAACUUAAGUCGAAGGCUAUGACGGCGUUGUUAAUAAAUCCAAAUGUAAAGUUUGAUCUGGUUAUUACAGAAGCCGACGUACCAGUCUUAUAUGCGGUUGCAGAUAAGUAUCAAGUUCCUCAUAUUGCUAUUACGACUUCAAGUGGUAAGAUACAUCAGUACGAAUCCAAAGGUUCGCCCAGUCAUCCUAUAUUUUAUCCAGAUGUUAACAGCCUGAAUUAUAGAAACUUAAGCCGGUGGCAGAAACUUGUGGAAAUAAAUCGGUAUUUCCAAACCAGAAAUGAAUAUUAUAAUACUUACCUUCCCCUAUGUGAAAUCGCCGCACAAAAGAUAUUCGGACUGAAAAAAAGCUUACAGGAAAUUGAAUACGACAUAGAUUUAUUAUUUGUUGCUGCGAAUCCUUUAUUAAUAGGAAAUAGGCCAAGUCCACCUGCAAUAACAUAUGUUGAUCGUAUGCAAAUCAAACCAGGUUUUCUCUUACCACAGGACCUUAAAGUUUUGCUAGAUUCUGCAAUAAACGGUACAGUUUACUUUAGUCUUGGAGCAAUUCAAGAGCCAGAACAUCUUUCGGUAAAUAUAUUGCAGAGUUUAGCUGAUGCAUUUAGAGAACUGCCUUAUUUAGUAUUGUGGAAGAUUGGGAAUACUACUAUGAUAAAUAAACCAGAUAAUGUAAUAAACAGUGCAUGGUUCCCGCAGCAAGAAGUAUUAGCUCACCCAAGUCUCAAAGCGUUUAUCACACAUGGUGGGGCAAGGUCACUUGAAGAAGCACUAUUCUACGAAGUUCCAAUAAUAGGUCUUCCAGUUCUUAGAUCAAGAAAAGUUUUUAUUGGGGAAAUAACUCGCUAUGGAGCUGGGGAGAUCUUAGAUAUCAAUUAUUUAGAAAAAGAAGUUGUGAAAGAAGUUAUUACAGCAGUUGCAACUGAUGACAAGUACAAAAAAGCUAUGUCGAAAUUGAAGAGUAUGGUUGUGGACGAAAUCAUAUCAGGUCCUGAAAAUGCGGUUUGGUGGACUGAAUACGUUUUGCGUCAUGAAGGCGCCAAACACUUACGGUCUCCUGCCGUGGGUCUUAGUUUCUACAAAUAUUAUAUGCUAGACAUAAUUAGCGUCCUGAUAUUAAUAUCGCUAACGUUACUUACAGCAACGUUUUAUAUCGUGCGAUAUAUUAUAAAGCGCUUGCGUGCACGUAUACUUCAAAGAUUUGACAAGUCAGGAAAAUUUAAAGCUUUGUAAUAAAAUAAGAAUAUAUUGUACUUAUAUAUUUCUAAAUUCAAUUUUUGUUGUAGCUAUAAUAUUAUUGUGUAUGUAUGUAACACAUAAAUAAGUAAAAAUUCCAGUGAAAUGUUUAAACUUAUUUUUCCUUGAAUGAAUUCUUAAUUACCUCUAGGCUGCCUAGAAAUAGGUUUGUACGGAUCCACAUACCUUUUAUGUAAAAUUAAAAUUGUUUGUAUGAUUUUGUUCAUUUGUAAUAAAAAAAGUUUAUUA